Messenger RNA from Lactuca virosa, 836 nucleotides. Lineage: Eukaryota; Viridiplantae; Streptophyta; Magnoliopsida; Asterales; Asteraceae. The record is from the annotation of a GenBank genome assembly.
AUGGGAAGAACUAGAAACCAACAAUCACCACAAUUUGAGGUCGAUCAGUUGCGAUCUCCCUUUAAAGAAAUGGGGGCGUUUCAUGCAGAUGAUGAUUACGAUUACUUGUUCAAGGUUGUUUUGAUCGGGGAUUCAGGUGUUGGGAAAACCAAUCUUUUAUCACGAUUCUCCAAGAAUGAAUUCAGCCUUGAAUCCAAAUCAACCAUCGGGGUUGAAUUCGCCACCCGUAGCAUCAACGUUGAUGACAAGAUCAUCAAAGCCCAAAUAUGGGACACCGCGGGUCAAGAAAGGUAUCGGGCCAUAACUAGCGCGUAUUAUCGAGGAGCGGUAGGUGCAUUGAUCGUAUACGACAUCACACGUAGUAUAACAUUUGAAAAUGUUCAAAGAUGGUUGAAGGAGCUUCGAGAUCACACGGAUCAAAACAUUGUGAUCAUGCUUGUGGGGAACAAAGCGGAUCUACGUCAUUUACGUGUGGUUCAAAUGGAUGAUGCAAAGGCAUUUGCAGAAAGAGAGAAUAACUUUUUCAUGGAAACAUCGGCUCUUGAAUCGUUAAAUGUCGAGAAUGCUUUCACCGAAGUGUUGACUCAGAUUUAUCAUGUGGUGAGCAAGAAAGCACUUGAUAUUGGUAAUGAUCCCAUGGUUGUACCCAAGGGACAAACGAUUAAUGUUGGAGGUAAAGAUGAUGUAUCUGCUGUUAAGAAAGCGGGGUGUUGCUCUAAUUGAUGUUUUAGGUUGAAUAAUAUAUAUAUGUUUUGUGUAGUGUUAAGGAUUUCUUGGUGAAGAAUAUGUAAAAUAUUUCAAGGUUUAAUUUAAUUUGUUUAUGCUAUAUUUUCAUA